UCACGUACCCGUCACAAAUAAUUAUUGAGCGGACCCCAAUGGCUUGAUUUCAACCGCACAAAGUUGGAUACAACCAAACAAAGCGUCGUCGGCAAAACAUCCUCUUCAUUCACACUCCAAAGAUUUCGACCUCAUUUCCUUCAAUUCAUCGAUGGAGACGCAGAAAAAGCUCCGUGUGGUACUCCUCUCGAGCCCCGGCCUGGGCCACCUCAUCCCUGUCAUCGAGCUUGGCAAGUGCCUCGUUGCCGACCACGGCUUCGAGGCGACUGUCUUCGUCCUCCCCCUCCAGGCCUCCCGUGCUGAGGCUGAGAUCAUCGAGUCUGCCAUGACCCCCAAGCUCCUCGACAUCGUGGAGCUCCCACCCCCUGACCUCUCAGCUGCAGGCCUCGACCCGAAUGCAGCCACGGCCACGAGGCUCGUGGUCAUGAUGCGAGAGGCCCGGGCGGCAUUCAGGUCUGUGCUCGCGGCAAUGGAGGCCCGGCCUGAUGUCCUCAUCGUGGACUUGCUUGGGGCGGAGUAUCUGUGCCUUGCCGACGAGUUGGGGAUCCCCAGGUACGUUUUCGUCCCUUCCAAUGCAUGGUUUCUUGCGUUGUUGUUACACUCGCCCACACUAGACAAGGAAACGAAGGGGGAGUACGUGGACCGAACCGAACCACUCGAGAUCCCAGGUUGCAAGCCGCUCCGACCAGAGGACGUGGUGGACGCGAUGCUGGACCGGUCUGACCAGCAGUACCACGAGUACGUGCAGGGGGCUGGCAAGAUCCCAACGGGAGAUGGAAUCUUGUUGAAUGUGUGGGAGGAUUUGCAGGCCGAGACGCUGGCUUCGCUGAGGAAUGAAGAGUUCUUGGGACGGGUUGUGAACGGUCCGGUAUAUACGGUUGGGCCGCUCACUAGACCGGUCAGACCGGUCGGUUUGGGGAAGGAGCUGCUGGAAUGGCUGGAUAAGCAGCCGAGCGAGUCGGUGAUGUUCGUCUCGUUCGGAAGUGGAGGGACAGUGUCGGCUGAGCAGCUGGUCGAGCUAGCUUGGGGAUUGGAGCUGAGCCAACAAAGGUUUAUAUGGGUACUUCGACAACCAAUUGUCAAAUCUCUUGAUGGAUCAUUUUUUGAUGUGGGAAAGGGUGAUGCCGGCGAUGAGGUUUUGAGCUUUUUGCCGAGUGGAUUCACAACACAUACCCAUGGCAUCGGAUUUAUACUCCCAUCAUGGGCCUCACAAGUGGAAAUCUUGAGUCAUCCAUCCGUAGGCGGCUUCCUAUCUCAUUGUGGAUGGAACUCAACCCUAGAGAGCAUAGUGAAUGGAGUGCCCAUGAUUGCCUGGCCACUAUAUGCCGAGCAAAGGCUAAAUGCAACGCUUCUCACUGAGGAGAUUGGGGUGGCGGUGCGGCCAAAGGUGUUGCCAUCGAAGAAGAUUGUGGGAAGGGAGGAGAUAGAGAAGUUGGUGAGGACAGUAAUGGUGGAGAAAGAAGGGCAUACGUUAAGAGUUAGAGUCAGAGAUCUCAAGAGUAGCGCACAAAAGGCUGUGGCAAGAGGUGGUAGUUCCUACGAGUCUCUUUGUAAGAUGAAGGAAGAUUGCCAAAUGGGGAUCCACCAUAUUAAGAAGUCUCAUUAAGUGGUUGCUUAUAUGUGUGAAAUUAGUAUAAUGGAUGUAAUAAUUCAGAUUCAUAGUACAAUACUUGAAUUGGCAAAUAUCUUUAUCUUAGUACGUGAA
Messenger RNA from Eucalyptus grandis, 1705 nucleotides. Its product is annotated as anthocyanidin 3-O-glucosyltransferase 5. NCBI's taxonomy places the organism in Eukaryota, Viridiplantae, Streptophyta, Magnoliopsida, Myrtales, Myrtaceae. Gene Ontology annotation, molecular function: UDP-glycosyltransferase activity. The transcript has 2 exons. The record is from RefSeq and is a predicted model, not a curated record. The coding region runs from base 152 to 1606 and encodes 484 amino acids.